AUGGCCAGGAAAUCAUUCUUCGCAUUUCUCAAAGAUCAAAGAACCGCGAUGCCUCCGGUCGUCAAAAUCGAUCUCUCUGGAAAGACCAUUAUCGUAGUUGGCGCCAACACUGGUCUAGGAUUCCAGGCCACCAAACAUUUUGCUACAAUGAAUCCAGAGAGAAUUAUCUUGGCGUGCCGGAGCGAAGAACGAGGACAGGCUGCUUUGGAGAGGCUAAGAAAUGAAACAGGUUACCAGAAAGCUGAGCUCUGGCUGGUCGACCUGAGUCGCUUCUCAUCUGUCACCGCCUUUGCGAACAAGUUCGAAGCUGACGGUGGUCGCCUCGAUAUCCUUGUUCUUAAUGCCGGCGUCAUUCCGGAUAAGACAUAUCGUCCUACUGUUGACGGAUGGGAAUCCUCGCUGCAAAUCAACGACAUCGCAUCCCCUUUACUUGCACUACGUCUGCUUCCUCGCAUGUUACACACGGCUAAAGAACACAAUACCACGCCACGCAUCUGCGUCGUAGCCAGCGAUGUUCAUUAUUGGGCGAAUAUUCCGCAAAAUGUUACGGACGGCAAUAUAUUGGCCACACUCUCAAGCAAGGAGUAUUGUACACCGAGUAACAUGCAGAGCGAACGUUACAAUCUGACAAAACUCCUCAAUGUAUUUUUUACUCGCUCCCUUCAGAGUCGUCUACCAGAGUCGAUCAUCGUCAAUGCCAUCAACCCUGGCUUCUGCGAGUCAGAGUUGCGCCGAAGCCUUACAACUACCUGGUAUAUGGCCUUUGCUGACUGGGCCAUGGUUAAGUUGAUUGGUUACACAACAGAAGAAGGUAGCCGCCAGCUGGUUUGGGCUGCCGUUGGAGGGGGAGAAGAGGAGAAUAGUCUACGCGGCGGCUAUGUAUCUUUUUCAAAGAUCGUAGAGGUCAGUGAUUUUGCGAUAAGCGAAAGGGGCCUGAAAGCGCAGGAGAAAAUAUGGGAUGAGUUGGUUGAUAUCUUGUCCAAAGUCGAUGAAAGGAUUCCGAACGUCAUCGAAUCAUGCUUGGGCAGUGCCUAG
Molecule: messenger RNA, 1035 nt
Organism: Guyanagaster necrorhizus
Lineage: Eukaryota; Fungi; Basidiomycota; Agaricomycetes; Agaricales; Physalacriaceae
Product: NAD(P)-binding protein
Exons: 6
Coding region: 1-1035 (344 amino acids)
Source: RefSeq, a predicted model, not a curated record